Molecule: messenger RNA, 4629 nt
Organism: Alosa sapidissima (American shad)
Lineage: Eukaryota; Metazoa; Chordata; Actinopteri; Clupeiformes; Clupeidae
Gene: fam168a
Product: family with sequence similarity 168 member A
Exons: 9
Coding region: 262-1065 (267 amino acids)
Biological process (GO): positive regulation of base-excision repair
Source: RefSeq, a predicted model, not a curated record
GCAUCCCCCAUCCCCCACUCUGUGUCUGUGAACGUUUGUGUUUCUAACGCGGCUUGCAAACCCGAAAUCGUCAGAGCAGAGCGAGCAGGAGGAGGAAACCGCCAGUUUUUACGCAAAAGAGGAAAAAUACAUUGAAAUCUAACUAAUCUAAAUAGACUGGAAACAUAUAAAGGAGUUAAUAAAUACAAUAUCAUUCGGCUUGAUUGAUUUGCAUAUCCAUUCCUUCUCCUCCUUCAUUAGCCUUUCCUCCCCCCACUGAGAAUGGCAAGCGGGCACCCCACUGACAAAUUCACUUUCUUGUACCAACCAGACACCAGUCAGAACCUGAAGAGUAAGAAUAGACUGUCUUCCACUAUGAACCCCGUUUAUAGUCCCGUCCAGCCCGGGACACCCUAUGGAAACCCUAAGAACAUGGCAUAUGCCGGAUACCCAUCAGGCUACCCCACCACAGCCCCUACCUACACACCUAACCUCUACCAGACAGGGAGUCCAGGGUAUCCACCAGUGCUGCUGGUGAAGCAGAGCUGGCCCCAGAAUCCCUCUGGCCCCGGGGCCACUGACGGCUCCUAUGACCUGGCCGUGGACGCGGGCUCUGAGAGCAGGCAGUACCAGGCCUCGUCUGCAGCAUUCAGAUACACCGCCGGGACGCCAUACAAAGUGCCCCCCACCCAGACCAAUGGAGCCCCCCCACCUUACUCCCCAUCCCCCAACCCCUAUGCCCAAGCCGCCAUGUACCCCAUCAGAAGUGCCUUCCCCCAGCAGAACCUCUAUGCUCAGGGUGCUUACUACACACAGCCUGUGUAUGCGGCCCAGCCGCACGUCAUCCACCACACCACGGUGGUGCAGCCCAACAGCAUCCCCUCUGCCAUCUACCCUGCGCCAGUUCCUGCCCCGCGCUCCAACGGCGUGGCCAUGGGCAUGGUGGCCGGCACCACCAUGGCCAUGUCAGCAGGUACUCUGCUGACCACUCCUCAGCAUACCCCUAUAGGAGCUCAUCCCGUCACCGUGCCAACAUACAGGCCCCAAGGAACCCCUGGGUACAGCUAUGUGCCACCUCACUGGUAGAGCUCAUCUACCCUAUCAUAUCUGGAGUCCAAACAUCGUAUGCAACUACUCAAGUCUUACAUGGGCGCUCUGUGAUCACCAUGGAAACGCCACGUCUGUUUGCAAGAACAAAAGAAAAAAAAGUGCAAGGGUCACUUUAUGCAUUCUUGAGUGUUUUUGUAAAAGCUGCUUUUUUAUUUUAUUUUUUUAUUUAAAGUUUUGUUUCUGAACAUUUUUUUCUUUUGUUUUGCCUAUCAGUUGUUGCAGUUUUUUUACAAUCUUGAUCAUUAUUUCCAGAGAAACUCCAGAAUGAUUUUGACCAACCACAUCUCUUAAGUGAUCUGUUUAUGUUCCGUAAUGACGCUUGUGUGUAGGUGUGUGCUAAGACGCGCAAUGUCGUCACCAUUAUGGUUAUCAUCAUAAUCAUGAACUUAUGCUGCCAAAUUUUCUAACUUUUAGAUAUUAGCACAGUUUUUUUUUUUUUUUUUUUUCAGUUUUGUUUUCCUUAUUCUCUCUCAGAAUGGUCUGGGAAAGGUUAAGGUGUUUUUAUUUUAAACCCGUUUUUAUUUUCAUGAAGUUUUUGUUUCCCCUCAGAUUUCUGUUCAUCCUCCAGUACUGAUAACAAGGGUGUCUUCCAGCUUGUAGCUGUUUAUUAGGUAGAUUUGUAUUGAAUAUAUUCGCUGUCUGGCAGUGCAAAACGUGGUUUUCAAUUUCAUUAGGUAUCGGAAUACUUAGUUUACACCGAGUAGAGAGCAUUUUUUGAGUAAGCCAGUUUGUUUAUUAGUCAGCUUCUAAAUUAUAACGCGUAUAUAUAUUUAUAAUAGGUGUGUGCAUGUGUGUGCUCAUGCCACGCACGCAAAUUGCACGUAGGCACAUUCAUGACAAAAACACACACGGCCCCCCACUCUCACUCUUGCUACACACACAUCACACAUAACAUACUCAUGUGUAUGGGUGUGCAGUGGGUUCAAGGGUUGAACAUUAAGCAGGAUCUCUGUGUGAGUGUGUGCGUGUGUGUGUGAAUAUCUGUGUGUGUGUGUGUGUGUGUGCGUGCGUGUGUGUGUGUGGCACUUAACUGGACUUUCAGGUCUGAUUUCAAUCUAAUAAUCAAAAAUAGUGAAUCUAAAAUGAGUGCCAAGCCCUGCGAGGACAUAAAUGGGGGUCAGGUUGUAACCGAGAACAUUCAGGAAAACGGAAAACGCGUCAAGGAGUUAAAGGGAUGACAGUGGAUUGGGGGGGGGGGGGGGUUAAAAUGGGUUUGGUCAGAACAGAACUCAAGACUAGAUUACAGCAGAGGUCCACGGAGAGGUGCUGAGGGGGGUCCACAUCUCCCUCUCUCCUCGCUGCCUCUGUGGCUAAUAGACCAGUGGUACAGCACUGACCCACUUCCUCUGUGGGAUGCUGGGUUAUGGGUGGGCUUUGUUGCACAGAGUGAAAUGUGUAGCGUCUGAGAUCAAACCAGUUCUUAAAUGCAAUAAUAAAGUCUGCCUUACUGGCCCAGAACAGUAAUGAUAUUUUGUAAAAAGAGCAGAGAAGGGGGGAGACAAAGGAUAGUAAUUCUGUGAACUAUUCCAGGAUAUCCCAGUAGUCUACCAUAAUAUACCCAGAAAUGACUAUAGUACAGUACAUAUCAUAAUAACCUUAUUCAAUAUGUGUGAAGAAGCAUUGCACAAUGAUAAAUAAGACAAUAAGUUCAUUCAGUACAUAGGUACAAGGUACAUUAUUUUAUUUAACAAAAUGUUAAGGAAAAAAAGAACAACUCUUUAGUAUGGUACCCUUUAGUCACAAUAACGUGUUUGUAAGUAAUUCUCAGCGGACAGCAUCAAGUAUUCUUUUAAUCAUUAAGGCAAAUUAACCACUAUUUCAAUAUCUCAAGCUCAAGAAAGGUGAUGUUUCUAAGUGGAGUAGCCUAGGCGUACAAGUGAACCAUAUUUGUCUGUAACAUUGCAUGGGUCAUGCAGAAGAAUGCAGUAUAUAUCCUCACAAAGAGCAGCUUUGUGCUCUGUUGCAAAGCAUGGUUGCAUCAAGUUGGAUUGCAGCUUUGGGUUGUGCUGUCAAAAAUCUUUUCCGAGCAAUCACAUUCCCUCUAUAGCUACAAGAGAAGGAUGGAGAGAGAGUGUGUCAAAGCAGGGUGAAAAAAAGAGGCACUAUUAUAUGGAGUAUGUAAUGUUUUAAAAACAUUCCUACUGAAUGGGAGCACUUUGCGUACAGAGAAAAUGGCAUUCCAGAAGUCUAAGAACAACGACAGCGAUGCAUUCUGAAAUUGAAUUCAAUUCUUUUUGUUUUGGUUUCGGGGUCUAAAAUGAUUCUGUUCAGAUUUAUUUCACUGCAGGUGAUUUUUUUUUUUUUUUACUCUUUAGGUUUGAGCUGCCUCACUGCUGGCAAAGGCGGUGAGGACUUUUACGAGCACAUCAGCUCGAGCCCAGUCGAGGUCCUGUGUAAGCAUUCUUCAUUUCAAUGUUGCUCUUUGCCUGAACUCUUUGACAUCCUCUCUCGUCCAUUUCUCCCGGAAUUUGGGGUGGUCAAAACCAAGACACAACAAAAGCAUUCGCCUCUCAAAUCAGUAUUAGAGGGAGAAUUCAAACGUGUUUCGUGUAUCUAUGCUACUCAUUGAUUUGUAACACUAAGACUUGAACAAUGCAAUGCGGUUUUUGAUAGAUUCUCUGGCCCCCUGUGGUUAUCCACUGGUGAUCCACAGUGGAUUUCAGAACUCUAGAGAUGCAUCCUAGGAUUUGGCAGUUGUCAUUCAGUAUAUAUUUUACACUGAGAGCUGAGGUAAAGGGAAAAAAAGACAAAAACAAAAUAGUUUUCAAAACAAAUAUACAGGUUGGUUUUAAAAAAAAAAUUGAGAGGAAAUAACCUAGGAUUUGCGGAAGUCCAUUCUGACAUGUGAUUUAAGCGCUUUUUACCAUAAGUGUUAUUUAAGGUUUAAUGAUGAUUGAUGUUUAUUAUUCUUAAAUAGAGGAUCUUUAUGGUUGAGCUGAAGUGUGGUGCGUCUGUGCGUCGGUCCGUGGGCAUUUCAGAGCACAAGUCUAAAGGGGUUCUCUUUCUCACAUACACUAGAGUCUUUCCUCGCCAUCUCUGUAGCCCUGUAAAAUUAAAAGUGGAGGGGGCACCGUCAUGCUUCUUUAUCUCAAAAUGUAAGGGACUUCAUAUUAUUAACUGUAUAUUUACAGCAAGACAAUGUUUAUUCACAGUUAUAUAAACUCCAUUCAGUUAAAAAGAGACAUAGAAGAUCUGAGCUCCAAAUCUAUUCUGAUCUAUUAGAGUCAGGGGCCAUUUACUCAUUAGCAAUUUCCUAAAUUGAAUGCAGACAUCUGAGCCAGACCUAAAGGCCUGCGCUCCAGCUUAUUCAGUCAUUUAUAUUUCAGUGUGACAGAGUGGACAUAAACAAGCCAAGUUGUCAUUUAUGAACCUGGAAAACUUGGCCAGUCAUGGGUCGGCUGAUGAUUGUUGUUGGCAGGGAAACCGGGAUGCAGGUAUAGAAAUGCAUUUUCUGUUGCCAUGACAUUGGCCAGAGAGGUCUUUUUUUUCUUCUUUCACCCCAUUCGUUGACAUAUGCUCAUGUCACAUCCCAUCAUACAA